Botrytis cinerea B05.10 is the source of this 2598-nucleotide messenger RNA. RefSeq lists its product as hypothetical. Gene Ontology annotation, cellular component: Golgi apparatus; endosome; trans-Golgi network. The coding region runs from base 652 to 1848 and encodes 398 amino acids. Lineage: Eukaryota; Fungi; Ascomycota; Leotiomycetes; Helotiales; Sclerotiniaceae. Gene Ontology annotation, molecular function: antiporter activity. The record is from RefSeq and is a predicted model, not a curated record. The transcript is spliced from 5 exons.
GUCCAGUCCAAUCCAGCAUCCAUUUUCACAGAGGGCGCCCGCGAGAACGAGGAUGUAGAUGGCUCGCAGGACACACAUACACGCCUGUCCUAUAUUGCCUACUCACUCUCGUUCUGUGCCGGUAAGCUAGAUAGAGCCUAGGUCGCAUGGAAAUCAUCUCGAGAACUUUGUCCCCAAAUCAAAGUGGUAAUUGAGAUUGGCUCGAGAUUGGGUGGUUGAGUCUGGUGGUCCCCAGCAGAUCCAUCCAUAAGAAGAACAGAGGGCCGUAAACACAUAAGGUCUACCUUCUCUCUCUCAUUUCAGUCUUCUCUUCUCUGCUCUUGUCAUUUCACUCUUUUCUCCCCUCAAUUCACUUCUUCGCCUCUGCUUCACCAUUUUGUUCUUUGGCAAAAAUAAAUAAAAAAUAACACCAAAUUUCAAUCCUUUAAAUCUUUGACUCUCGCCCCCCAUCGCGAAAAGGAUCUCGACAAUCGUUCUCCAUUGGGAAUUCUGACCUUUCCGAUCGUUAUCUAGUGCUUGGCACACAGGAAAACGCGUACACUGCACAACCCUUAUUGCUACCCUUACCUACGUUGUGAUCUUUCACGUUAAACAUCUCCAACGAAUUUGAGGAAUCAUUUUACCAAUUCUUCAACAAUACAACUCACAAUCAUGGCUGAAGAAAAGGUUCGAAUUUCCGGAGAGAUCUCCAGGUCGGCAGAUGCUCCUGUCCUUCCAACCGUCAAUCCUGCCGCCGAGAAAUCAGAGCCUCCAAAGGCUGCUGUGCACCCAGCAUUUUAUGUUAUGACAUGGAUUUUCUUCAGUUCCAGUGUUAUUCUGUUCAACAAAUGGAUCUUGUCGACGGUCGGAUUUCAUUUCCCAAUCUUCCUCACAUCGUGGCAUCUUGGAUUUGCGACAUUGAUGACGCAAAUUCUCGCCCGCACGACGAAGCUUCUCGAUGGACGAAAGACGGUUAAGAUGACGGGUCGUGUAUACUUGAGAGCUAUCGUGCCCAUUGGAAUUUUCUUCAGUUUGAGUUUGAUCUGCGGAAACUUGACAUAUCUCUACCUCAGUGUUUCUUUCAUUCAGAUGCUCAAGGCUACCACUCCUGUCGCAGUCUUGCUCACCAGUUGGGCCCUUGGAGUUGCCGAACCAAACAUGAAAACCCUCUUCAACGUCUCCUUCAUUGUUAUCGGUGUUGUGAUCGCAUCCAUUGGAGAAAUUGACUUUGUUGUCAUUGGUGUUCUGUUCCAAAUUGGAGGUAUCGUCUUCGAGGCUAUUCGAAUUGUCAUGGUCCAAAGACUUCUCAGCUCUGCCGAGUUCAAGAUGGACCCAUUGGUAUCCCUCUACUAUUUCGCUCCAGUUUGUGCCAUCAUGAACUUCUGCGUCGCACUUUUCUGGGAAAUUCCAACCAUGACCAUGGGCGAUUUCUACAAUGUUGGAUUCUGGACCCUUUUGGCCAAUGCCAUGUGCGCAUUCAUGUUGAACGUUUCUGUCGUAUUCUUGAUUGGCAAAACCUCGGUUCUCAUUUUCACUCUCUGCGGUGUUUUGAAAGAUAUUCUCCUCGUCUGCCUUUCCAUCAUCAUCUGGGGAACAUUCAUCACCCCACUUCAAUGCUUCGGAUAUGCGAUUGCUCUCGGUGGAAUGGUUUGGUUCAAGCUUGGCGCUGAAAAGAUCAAGGGUUAUCUUGCAGAAGGUGGACGCCAAUGGGCAGAUUUAGGCUCUCGCCGACCAGUCCUCCGCAAAGUUAUCGUCUUUGGUCUUAUAAUUACCACCAUCUUCACUCUCCUCGGUGGAUUCGCACCCUCAUACGAUAUCCACGCGAGCGAAUAUAUCAACGCCGCUAAAAACGCGGUUGGAAGCUCAUAAAGUGUUACUUUGUUGAAUAUCUUGCCGAAGCAUAUUUCUUUCCGCUUCGGUAAUGAAUAAGAAAAGCUUGGUGUUUAUCAUUCUAUUGUAAUCCAUAUACCAUACGAUAUGGUUCAAUGGGUUGGAUCAAUUGAACCACGAGAUGUCUUUCAAAAGUACACACUGCACGCCCCUGCAUAUUGUGCUCUUAUGCCAAUUUACAAGUAGCUUAGUUAGCUCGGUCUGGCACUGGCGUUAUUAUUUCCUUUGCAAUACUUGAUGAGAUUUUUCUUUUGAAAUUUCUUUUGCAGAAGCGGGCAUGAUGUUUGAAAAUACCAGGUUUGGCAUGAAAGAUAGUAUCCUUGAUAGACGAACGAAUGUUAUAGGAUGGGAUGGGAUGGGACGGGGUGGUGUAUGGAUAUGCAUGUAUUUAUGUAUAAAAUGGCGAAGGUGUAAGAAUUUCUACGUCGAUUGUGUGAAUAGAGAAUAUCAUAGAAUUAAAGUUAUAUACAUAUUUUUUUUUUGGCUAUAUGAAUUCCCCUUGCUAGUUUAUUGAACUUGAUGUUUUUUGUGGGUGAGUAGUUGGGGUUUGUAGAUUUGUGAUGGAUAGAUAGUAGGCAAAUGUGGUAUGUGAGUGUAUAUAUGUAUAUAUUUAAAUAAAUUGUGUGAUUCGAAAGUAUAAAGGAAGAAUAAGGAUUUCUUUAUCGGAAAUAGUGUCGGCUAUAUGUGAGUGAAGUAGGAAGUCUUAAGAUGAUAUAAUGGGUUUAGAUA